This is a messenger RNA of Histoplasma mississippiense, 198 nucleotides long. RefSeq lists its product with no specific name. Bases 1 to 198 code for a protein of 65 amino acids. The record is from RefSeq and is a predicted model, not a curated record. NCBI's taxonomy places the organism in Eukaryota, Fungi, Ascomycota, Eurotiomycetes, Onygenales, Ajellomycetaceae. The transcript has 4 exons.
AUGCAUGAAGACGUUUUGAACAAGACUCUGGAAAAUAAGUCAAAAGUAUUCCCCCGCGCCCAGAUUAGCAUGGAAAUACUGUGGCUGAAAGAAUCCUUUACAAGUUCUUUGCAAUCAGUGCAUGAGAGCACCUCUGGACAAAACCCCCACACAAAAGAUCCAAGACAAAGUGAAAAUUUUGCAGACAGUGUUAGAUAA